Molecule: messenger RNA, 8212 nt
Organism: Pimephales promelas (fathead minnow)
Lineage: Eukaryota; Metazoa; Chordata; Actinopteri; Cypriniformes; Leuciscidae
Gene: rbm33a
Product: RNA binding motif protein 33a
Molecular function (GO): RNA binding
Source: RefSeq, a predicted model, not a curated record
CUCAGUCUGGUCGCCAUGAUUCUUGUGCAGAUGUUUUCAGGGCUCAGACUGAGGAGAUUUCACGCUAAGCUAUCGGCCUGAAGCGCUGCACUUAAACCAGUUUCAAUGCACUCAUCGACGUUAUAGAGAUACCAGAGUCUCCAAGAUAACAUACUGUCUUGGGUUAUGGCGACCAAUGUUGGGGAUGAUGACUUUGAUGAAUACGAUAAGCCUGGUGCUGAAAGGUCAAGAAGACGUAGAGGAGAAGAUGAUGACGACUUGGAGAGUGAUUUGGAGGGAGACUUACUUGAAGAAGAUUGGCUGUCAUCCAAAAAGAACCCCUCAGAGCUGUCAGAUGAGGAGCUAAAUGAUGACCUCUUGCAAAGUGAUGAUGAGGACCAAAAUAUGAGUGGUCAGGGUGCGGCUGUGAGUUUAAAUGCAACACUGGGUUUGGGCACCUCUGGUCACUUUCAAGAUGAAGACGUAGGUUGUCCUGAAAAUGCCUAUGAGGAGACAGAGGGGUGCCAAGCGGUAUUCUCUCAGGCUGGGCAGUAUGAGGCAGAUGAGUACCAAGCAGAGGAUGAAGGGUUGGAAUACGCAGGAGGCCAGAAUUGUGAUAAAUAUCAAGAUGAAGUUUUGGACCUACAGAUCGACGAGCCACUGGAUGACGAUUUUCAAGUAGAUGGAUAUCCAACUGAGUAUAGUGAAGAGCAGACUGACAGACAGGAAGUGGCUGAGGAGGAGGAUCAUGAAGAAGAAACUCAGGACAGCUCUCAGGUCACCGAAUUGGAGGAGGUGGAGAAUGAAAACGAUCCAGAAGCUGAGCCAGAGCAAGAUGCAGAUGUAAAGGAGGAGUCUGAUGAGGAAGAGGAAGAUGUCGAAGAAUCUAGACGUCUGCGAUUUAAGACGGAGCGUAAAGAUGACACUGUGGUCAGGCUGUCUGAUGCUGCCAGUAAAAGAAGGAACAUCCCAGAAACAUUAGAGCUCUCUGAGGAAGCUAAAGCAGACCUGCAGGAGUUUGAGGACAAGGAACGUCAGAGGAAGCAGGGCCGUUUUGGAGGCCGAGGAAGAGGGUGGCCACGACCAGAUGGAAUGAGGGGAAGAAUGACAGGUAGAGGUGGGAUCAGGGGAAGAGGAGGAGCAGGAGGACGUGGAGUCGGUGGAAGAGGCGAUUUCCCUCUAUUUGGAGUAGGAGGUUUCCGUGGUGAUGGAGUUGGAAGUCAGGGGAGAAUAAAUGAGCAAAGGCCUCCACUGAUGCAAGUGAAUUUAGGAAUGCAGCAGCAGCUCAGAAUGACUCCUCCGCUCCAACAUCACCACCAUCAGUCGCGUCUGCCUGGUGCCAGAGGCGCUGGAGGUCCUGGGCUAUUCCCAGAUCCAGGCACCCCGAUCCCUCAGCAGCCGCUGCAACUGUUGAUGCCACACCUGGCCCACCGUUCCCCGGGGCCCAGAACACAACACGACACGCACGGACUGCGCUUGUUGAACUCACCGCCACGGCACUCACACGCACAUCCCAACCAACACCAGCAGCAUCAACAGCACCACCCCAAGAACAUUCACAUUAACCCUCACUUCAGAGGACCCUCCUCCUCACCUGUGCAAGUUCCCUCAAUGCCUCCCGUGCAGAACCAACCGAGGCCUAACAUCACGCCACAGAGACUCCCGGUUCCUCCUGAUUUUCAGCAGCAUCUCCAAGGGAAUUUUGGCCCACCUCAGCGGCCUCUACCCUCCCAGGAGCAAUGGAGAGGACCACCACCACAUCACCAGGAUCAAGAGCACUUCUUCUCUGGUGAACCACGUUUUUCAGGCCAGCACAUGUUUGACCAGCCAGGCCCUGCCCCCCUAAUGAAUAACAGCGUUCUUCCGAUUUCGGGGCAAGGCCCUCCGUCUUUCCCCCCUCAAGGGGGACUCGGAGGUCCUGGAUUUGGUCCUCUGGGGCUCGGGCAGAAUCAAGGGUCUCAGGGAGAUGGUGCUUUCCAGAGAGAACCUCUUCGGCCGGGUCUGGCCCCGCAUCAUGCAGGCCAUCCAACACCCCAUGGCUCCCGUGCCUUUGUGGGUCACAGACAGUCCUUCUCGCCCCAGCAGCAGGGACCCCCCUUUAGCCCCCAGCACAUGCUGUUUGGUAUGCAGGUACGCCAGAGAGGUCUAUUGCAGCAGCCCCUUCACCAUGAUCCUUCACUAUCCCAUCAGCCUUUGCACCAGCAGCAGCACCAGCAACAGCAACAUAGACAGGACUUACCCCCACAGGGCCUGCCUCACUCCCAGCCUCCACCCCAACAGCACCACCAACAUCACCUAAGGGAUCACCACCCCAUGGUGCACCUUUCCCAGCCCCAUUUCCGCCAGUCGAUUCAGAGUAGCCAUAGACAGAUGCCGUCUCGACCGCAGGGCAACCAGCAACGAAACAACCACGCCAGGCCCAGAAUGACGCCGCCGACUCCACUGCAGCAGAUUCCUCCUCAACGCAACAGCAACCUUCGUGAGCUGCCCAUCGCAUCUAGCAACAAUAAUAACCGUCCAUCAGUGCCUAGUGGGCAAGUAAAGCCAGUUACACAAAAUGUUAGGCAAGGGCAGGUUGCUCGUUCUGGACCAGCAGGGAGGGGAGGACCUGUGGCACAAGGGCAGGGCUCUGCCAGAGCACCGCAGCAGCCCAGUGUGCCUGGGAUGAAGACAGAGUGUCCAGCUGCACAGUCAAGCACCACUCCAGAGGACCCAGAUGAAGAUGAGGAGACGCGUCAAUACAGACUGAAGAUUGAGGAACAGAAGCGUCUGCGAGAAGAGAUCCUCAAGCGCAAAGAGCAACGCAGACAGAUGCAGGCUGGUGAGCGCAAAAGACAACUGAUGGAACGAAUCACCGGCCAGAACCCAAACCAGACCCCACAAACGCAGAACCCCACACAGACCCCUGCAACCCAACCCCCGCAGCCGGUCCCUUCACUGAUCUCCAACGGAUCCCCCCAGAACCCUUCGUCAGGUGUUAGUUCCCCUCGUCCGAUUGCAAAGGCUCGUCUGCAGAACACUAAGCCUCAGGCGCAGGCUUCAGGCUGGUCUGCACCACAGAAGCAACUGAACCCUGGUCCUGACGCCAACCAACAGAGCCAAUGGCAAGCACAGCAGAAGAGGACCACUACCCCACAAAACACUCAAAGACCGGGUGCUGUUCAGACCGGCCCAUUAGAAGGGCAUGGCCUGGGUCAGCCUCAGCGCGGCGGAAAGAGGACAGUGAUGCAAAGAACGAACAGCAUAGAAUCACCACAGGUUCCACAGAAAGUGCGACUAGUUAAGCUUCUGGGAGAGGCAGAUGCCAGUCCCAACACUGGUCCGCCACAGCAACAACCAAUUGGUCGGCCUGCCCAACAACAGAGACUUGGUCCCAUCAGGAAAGUUACCAUGGCAACUGGUGGUGUACAAAGUCAACAACAGGCAGGCUGUGGCGUGGCAAACCAAACGAACCGGUUAGUAGUACGGGGCCGGGGCCGAGGACGUGGCCGUGGUGGGGGGCGAAUGAUGAUGCAGCAGAGCCCAAGAGCUGAGGAUUGUCAGCCCAGCACUGUCUGCAUUGAGGGUUUAUCCACCACCACAACCAACAAACAGCUCAUGAACCUUCUCAACUCCAUUGGCCCUGUUGAGAUGUUUACAAUGUUGCCUGAGCAGCGGAAGGCCAUUGCCAAGUUUGUGAACCCAGAACAUGCAGUGAGCUUUCAGCACAGCUUUCACAGGCACAUGAUAGAUUUGUCUCACAUCGAUGUUUCCGUUAUUGAUGGCUGAGGAACAAGUCAGUUCAACACAAGAGAAGACAAGAGAAGUGAGCAAGAAGAGCACUUCUUUUUCUGAAAGACGGGCGAACAAUCGGACGCACAAUCAGGAUGCUAAAGCUUUGGAUGUUGUGUGGAAAGUACUGUCAACAAACUCAAUUCACAUGCAUGAAAGAGUAAAAAACAAAGAGCCAAACACUAGCUGUGUCCUGCUGGAUAUGGCGCAGCUUUAGAACUCAUGUUGUGAAUGACUUUGGCAUUAAGUCUCACUCUUGUUUCUGUACAUUCAUUUAUAUAUGGAAAUCAGUAAUGUUCUGAACCAGCAGGUGAAAAGAGACUGAGGUAUGAAACCAAGUCAUUUUUAUGACACUUGAUAAUAGUUGCUUCCAUCCUGUAGUUCUCAAGACAGAUCAUCAGAACAGUUCUUUUCAAUAGGAAUUCUUGAUUUAUUUUGUGUUUUCCAGUCAUGGACUUGAACAAAGUGUUAGAUGGGGGCCUGACUGACUGAAUGUUCUGCAUGCUGCAGUUGUGUUUGUCACCGGUAGAGGGCAGCAGAACUCUACUGUAUGGAGCUCAGGGCAUGUUGUGGACAUCAGAGUGAAAAGCACUGCUUUGUGGAGGUGCUGUUGAGGAACUUCAGGGGCAUUUUUGGGUUGUGUUUUUUUUUUUUUUUUUUUUCUAGUUGAAUAUCUUUGGAAGCCACUGUGAGAUUGCGAAUGUCUCAUUUUUUGUGCAUUUGUUCAUCAUUAUUUAUUAUCUUAAGUUUAUUCAUGGUCCCUCUCACCAUUAUCAGCGAAUUGCAGUUGAGUUUUGUUCUGCAGAGCUCGAGUGGUGGUUCAUGACAUGUGUCUUUGUGACAGACUAUUUGACAAAAUUGGCUUUUAUACUUUGAUUUUAAGUUGUGGUGCUGGAGUCGCAUAUUUAGAUUAUUUUAAUUGUCGUUAGAAAUGGCUUCUAGGAAAGUAUUAAAGGCUGCCAGAAAGUCCCCCCUUUGGUAAUGCUCCUUUUAAUGUGCUUAGUUUUCUUUCCUCAGAGUUUAGCACAUUGUGUGUGGAAGAGAAUGACUGAAUCAAGGCCCGUGUGAUGAUUUGGUAGGAUUUUAUUGUAGCUUUUGAUGGUGGUGUGGUGUAGUUUGGUCAUUUGUUUGUGAAGGGAGAUAUUUUGAACAAUAUCUAAUGUUUGUGUGGUUAUAGCUAGGGCCCAGUUAAUUGUUUUGCUGUUGGUCUCACAGUUGACUAGCUAGGGAUAGGGAUUGGUCAACAUCAGCUGUCAAGUACUCUUCCAAAACCCUUCAUCUUCAUUUUCUACUUUAUUUUGUAUGUUGUUACCCAUGAAGACUUGUUUUUUCUUUCAUGUUUUCAUGUAUUCUCAGUCUCCAGUCAAUAUAUUACAAUCCCUGUUUUUUCAUUGCUCUAAUCAUGAGUAUUUCACAUCCCAAAUUGUUGUUAUAUCAUCAUCAUUAUUAUUCAUAUUGAUAAUACUCAUAGUAGUCACCAGUAUAGUGCUUGUAAAGUUUAAUUGUACAACUUAAACUGAACUGUCACGUUAUCGCCCCAGAACUGCUCUUUGGUUUAGUGGUCCUAUUUUAGUUAAUUGAAUCCAAUCACUUUACAUUAUAAGCUACUUAUGUAGCAAAAACAGUCUUGUUAUGCUAUCUAAAAUCGCUCCGUUUUAGAUAGUAUAACAAAAUCCCUGUUAUGUAAAUAAAUGAUCAAAUAAGUGUUUGUAGUUAUUAGCACAUCCAGGUCUACAAUUUCAAAGGAUUUGGGAGCAACUAUUAUCAGUGGUCACUUUUUUUGUAUAUAAUGGGGGGAAAAUGUGUAUGAAGCUGUCAAGUCUGUUGUUUUCUCAUAUUGAAGUCUUUCCAUGUUUGAAAUGGUUUAAAAAUACCCUACUUGUAUGUGACAGGUGACUUUCUUUUCUCAAUUUGUUUUUAUAUAUCAGCAUAAAAGUAUCCCUUGGUCAUUUUACAACAAUUUUGUUAUUGCAGAACUUAGAGCUUAUUAUUUGAAAAUAUUUUAAAGAUGAUAAAUAAAAGGUGGUCACAUAUAUACCAUGUAAAUACGGGUAUGUGAAGCCAACUGUCUUUAUCACCAUUAACUGUUGUCUGAUGUUGUUUUGUGUUUGAAGAUUUCCUCUUGCAUCCUAAAAUAUGUUUUGUUAUUCAAAUCACAACAUGCUUAUUUCCCUAAUGUUUGUCCAUCCUCCCGAAUGUUUCUGUUGCCAAAUGUCGGGGAAAAUAUUUUAUUUGUAAUUGAGGUGCAACAGUUUAUCUGAAGACUUUUCUCUUGACUGUCCAAGACUUUGGGCCAUUGGCUUUCAAGUUCAUUUGUAAAGCUGCUAUCCUUCAACACCCUCUUGCUUUAAGAUGCACUUGUUAUUUAUAAUAUAGUAGUUGGUCAUGAUUAAUCCCAGUACUCUUUGUCUAUAUUUUUGUAUUAAUAAUUUACAUUGUGAGUUUCCAGGAAUCACAUAUAUAUAUAAUGGGUAAGAUUGUGAAUAAUGUUAUAAAAUCAAAACACAUGGAUCCUGACUAAGAUUUUUACAUUUAUUUAUUUUUUAUUUUUUUGUUAACUUUGAGUUUUGUAGACAUGCUCUGUUUAAAAUUGGUGUAGGGCACAAAUUUGUUUUUAUUUAUUGGUUUGAAUGUAUUUAUAUAAAAAGAGUGAAUCCUAUGGAUUUAAAAGGUUUCAGCUAGUCUGAAAAAAAACACUAUUUUAAUAUAUUUCUAUUUUUAAAUCUUAUAAGACGUAAUGUUUAUAAAUGGUCUUAUAAGAGAGAAAAACAGAUUCAUAUUGAAUCUUUUAGUAACUUUAUUGUAAGUUUAUAAUAAUUUGGGGAUGCUGUCCCUUUCCUAACUGUAAUCACACAUGUGACAAGUUUAAUUUUUCAGAGAUUGACUUAUUGGUCAGAGAUUUUAGAUAAGCUUUAUAGUCUAAAAUAAUGUAAAAGGUAUUUUACUUUUUGGUAUGUUUUUGUUUUAUAUUGUUUUGUUUCUUUAUUUUUGUCAAUCACAAGUGGCUGACACACUCCCCAUGUUUUAUUUUUUUAUUUUUUUUGACAUGGGUCCUGCUGCAGUUGAACAAUUGGCCAGUUUAUAGAAAUACCAGGAUGGCCUAUUGCUUCAAGAUUAGGACUUAUAGACCUAGUUUCACAGACAGGGCUUAUAUUAAGCCAGGAUUAGGCCUUAGUUCAUUUAGGACAUUUUAAGGAACUUUUAUAAAUGUGUUUUAAGACAUUUUAAGAUAUGUUAGUGCAAGUUACUUUCCGUUAAAACAGCUUAAUCAUGCAUUUUAGUCUCAGGCUAUCUUAAGCCUUGUCUGUGAAACCUGGUGUUAGAUUACUUGCAUUUCUAUAAUGGUAGUCAGCUCUUAGACCAGAGAUGUGGUAUGUUUUUACUCAUACAGUAGUUUUAUCUGUCAAACACAAUACACUGCUUCCUGUUUGGCAGCGCUAUGAUUAUUUGUCACUUUUAAUUAAACCAUUUUUUUCUCUUUUCCAGGACAGAGCUUCCGGAAGCGCAGAAAGGAGGGUUUUUCAUAAAAAAAAUUCUCUGUAGCCCCUUCUGAUGGCAGAUGGCAUUGGUUUUCAAAAGGAAUUAUUAGGACAAUUUAUUUUACAUUGCACUAGCAAAUUGUUUGUAGUAAUACCACUAAUGCUUUCUGACUGUCAGGGUGAAAUUACGUGUAACUGUUUUAAAUUAUGGAGUUCAUUCUGUGGCAAGAUUAGGAGAUUUGCAGAACAUACAUUUGAACACAGCAGAUAUAACUUUAAAAUUAGGGUGAUCUGAUGAGAUUGUUUUGAAAAUGACAUACAUUUUGUCAUUUUUACAAUAGCAAACAAUCAUUGCAACUAUUGCACCGGAGAGGACGAUGAAGUAUAAAGAUUUGUUUUGAUUAAUCUUGUUUAGCACUCAAGUUGAUGGGUUCGAAGUAAACUUUUAAUUGCAUAGUUUUUGAGCCUUUUAUGCUAUAUUUGAGCCAAACAGUCUCAUGAAAGUGCGUAUCUUAUACCACAAAUGUCAUUUCUUGUGGCAUUUAUAAACCAAAAAUGGUUUUUGUGUGCAUAUGCUACAUACUGAAAACCCCUUGGGUAGGUUUAGGGGGGUGGGGAGUUUGUGCGCAUUACACGCCAUAAAGUAUGUAUCAUAUGCACGCGAAUACUGCGGAUCAUAUAGACGCCAAAACUAUUUUUGGCGUAUAAAUCGCACGAGAAAUAACAUUUGUUCUACAGAUACGAACUUUCAUGAGAUGGGGCUCUUGAGCCUUGUUUAUCAGCUUUAAUGCAGUGAUUGACUGAAGGGAGAAUCGUGCAUAGCUGAUACCUUCCCAUACCUGCAUCCCACUGCAGUGCUCCUGAAUUCUGGUCUCCAAGACCUGAACACUGUGAACCAGCAGCCUAUACUGUUCAGUUGAAAUCAGAGGCCUAUUUAUUACCGCGUUGUGUAUUGACUCAGGUGUUUAUCUUUCUGGUUUGAU